UUCACACCCCCUUUUCCUUUUUGCCACCCACUACACUACCCACUUCCCCGCAUCCUCUUUCUUUCUCUGUUCAACUCAAAUAAAAUCAAAUGUUAUCUAAGCUCUAGUUCACUUACAUUCACUUCCAGUUUCACCCUCUUUCUAGGUCUCUACACUUUCUUUCUAGUUCGUAAUAAUGGAGGUGUCGUCGGAGCAAUCCGGCGAAGGCGUGACGCUGGAAAAGCUUCAGAGUUCUCUGAAGAAGAACGUUCCAGAAGCUUCCCGAAGAGCUGCAAAAACGGUUGCGGAACCUGGCGGUUCGGUUUCUGCGAAGAGGAGAGUCGAACCGCGAACCGGUUCGGUCACGGCUGCGACGAAGAGAUCGGGUUCAAUCGGAGGUUCUUCGAGUGUGGUUACUGCGCCGAGAAGGAACAGCACCGGGGGAUUGUCUCAGAAAGCGUCGAUCUCCGAUGGAAGAAGAAAAACCGGCACCGAAUCUGCCGCCGGAGCUAGGAGCGGCGCUUCGUCGGUGGGCGAGCUUGUGCGGAGUUCACUACCGGAGCUCCGGCUAAUUUCGGUGAAUUCUUCGCGAGUUGCGGUGAAGCCGGCUGUGGCCUCGCUGGCGGGUUCGGCUUCGAGGACUUCCGGUGCGAGUAAGGCAGAGGUGGCGAAGAAGCCGGUGACAGUGAGUAAGCCGGCAUUGUCGGCUUCGAGUUCGGCUUCAUCUGUUUCAAGAAGGAUUGGUUCUUCGUCGGUGGAUAGCACUGCCAGCAGCGGCGGUUCUGCUCGGAGGACGGUUUCGAGGGUUUCGUCGCCAACGGUUUCGAGCGGGUUGAAGGCGGGGUCUCUGUCGACGUCGCAGGAUAGGACGUCGUCGUCCCUUUCCGGAAGGAGGAAGGGAGGCACUGCUGAUAGCAGGGAUUCGCGGUUUAUUGUUCUUCCGCAGGUUGAGAUUAAGGCCAAUGAUGAUUUGAGACUGGAUCUUAGGGGACACAGAGUUCGUAGUCUCAAUGCCAGUGGAUUAAACUUAUCCUCAAACCUAGAGUUCGUUUAUCUCCGAGACAAUCUCUUGUCUACACUGGAAGGAGUAGAAGUAUUGACGAGAGUGAAGGUUCUUGAUUUGAGUUUUAAUGAUUUUAAGGGACCUGGAUUUGAGCCUCUUGAGAAUUGCAAAGUAAUGCAGCAACUCUAUCUUGCUGGAAAUCAAAUCACAUCUUUGGCAAGUCUCCCGCAACUUCCUAAUUUGGAGUUCCUGUCAGUAGCUCAGAAUAAGUUGAAGUCUCUCACUAUGGCUAGCCAACCUCGACUCCAGGUCUUAGCUGCCAGCAAAAACAAAAUUUCUACUCUUAAGGGUUUCCCAUAUUUACCGGUUCUUGAGCAUUUGCGAGUGGAGGAGAAUCCUAUACUUAAGAUGCCUCAUUUGGAAGCUUCCUCAAUAUUGCUAGUUGGACCUACUUUGAAAAAAUUCAAUGAUAGAGAUCUCUCUCGUGAGGAAGUGGCACUAGCAAAUCGUUAUCCUGCACAUACAGCUUUGUGCAUUAGAGAUGGUUGGGAGUUUAGUCGCCCUGAGCAAGCUGCAGAGUCAACUUUCUGCUUUUUAGUUGAGAAGUGGAAGGACCAUAUUCCUCUGGGGUUUUUUCUCAAAGAAGCAUCCAUAGAUAAACCUGUGGAAGAAGAUAUGUGUCGUUGUCAUUUCACAAUUAUUCAUGAUGGUGCAGCUAGUACAGACCCACCAUUAUUUUUAAAAUAUCAAUGGUUUUGUGGUGAUAUAUCACUUUCAAAUUUUAUCCCUAUUCCAGAUGCUACUGAUGAGGUUUACUGGCCAAAGCAUAAUGACAUUGGAAAAGUUCUGAAAGUGGAAUGCUCUCUUACUUUAGGAGAAAUGGUGUAUCCUCCUAUAUUUGCCAUCUCUUCUCGUAUUUCACGAGGGAAUGGAAUUCCGAAGGUUGUAAAUCUAGAAGUGCAUGGGGAGCUGGUAGAAGGAAGUAUCAUUAGGGGUUGUGCUAAGGUUGCAUGGUGUGGUGGAAUUCCAGGAAAAGGUGUUGCUAGUUGGUUACGGAGGAAGUGGAACAGCAGUCCUGUGGUCAUUGUUGGGGCAGAAGAUGAGGUGUAUCAGUUAACCAUUGAUGAUGUUGAUUCAAGUGUAGUUUUCAUGUACACACCAGUAACCGAAGAAGGGGCCAAAGGAGAACCUCAAUACAAAUAUACAGAUUUUGUAAAAGCUGCUCCUCCUUCUGUCAGUAAUGUGAAAAUACUUGGAGAUGCUGUUGAGGGAAGUACCAUCAAAGGAGUUGGUGAUUAUUUUGGUGGAAGGGAAGGUCCUAGCAAGUUUGAAUGGUUGCGGGAGAAUGGGGAUUCUGGAGGCUUUUUGUUAGUGUCAGCGGGUACAUCUGAGUAUACCUUGACCAAAGAAGAUGUUGGUUGUUGUUUAGCUUUUGUGUACAUACCCAUUAAUUUUGAAGGUCAGGAAGGAAAAUCUAUGUCAGCAAUGUCUCCUGUUGUGAAACAAGCACCCCCAAAAGUAACAAAUAUCAAAAUAGUUGGUGAUCUACGAGAGAAUAGCAAGAUCACUGCAACUGGUAUUGUCACUGGAGGAACCGAAGGAUCUAGCCGAGUUCAGUGGUAUAAAACAUGCUCGUCAACUUUGGAAGAAAACAGUCUUGAAGCAUUAAGUACUUCCAAAAUUGCUAAAGCAUUCCGCAUACCUCUUGGAGCUGUUGGCUAUUACAUUGUGGCAAAAUUUACGCCCAUGACUCCUGAUGGUGAUUCUGGUGAACCAGCAUUUGUAAUAUCUGAUAAAGCAGUUGAGACUCUUCCUCCAAGCUUGAAUUUUUUAUCUAUCAUUGGAGAAUACAGUGAAGAUCAAAUAUUGACAGCUUCAUAUGGAUAUGUUGGAGGUCAUGAAGGAAAGAGUGUAUACAGUUGGUAUAUUCACGAGGUUGAAGGUGAUUCGGGUUCUUUGAUACCGGGGGUCUCAGGGCUGCAGUAUCGCAUUACCAAAGAAGCCAUUGGAAAAUUCAUUUCAUUCCAGUGUACUCCAGUACGUGAUGACGGUGUUGUAGGUGACCUAAGAAUUCUCAUGGGCCAGGAGCGCGUUCGCCCUGGAAGCCCAAGAUUGCUUUCUUUACACAUAGUAGGAAAUGCUGUUGAAGGAACGAUUCUAAGAAUUGAAAAGAAGUAUUGGGGUGGUGAAGAGGGAGAUUCAGUUUACCGCUGGCUUAGGACCAGUUCUGAUGGCACAAAAAAGGAAAUUGUGGGUGCCACCACUGCAUCGUAUAUGCCCUCAAUUGAUGACAUUGGCUCCUUUAUUUCUGUUUCAUGCGAGCCUGUCCGAAGCGAUUGGGCUCGUGGACCCAUGGUUUUGUCUGAAAAAAUUGGGCCUAUAAUACCUGGUUCCCCAACUUGUCAUUCUCUCGAAUUCCUUGGAUCAAUGAUAGAAGGGCAGCGCUUGAACUUUAAUGCUGUGUAUACUGGAGGGGAGCAAGGAGAUUGUACCCAUGAGUGGUUUAGGAUAAAAGACAAUGGUUUACAAGACAAAAUAAGUAGCAAUGCAGAUUUUUUGGACUUGACUCUCGAGGAUGUUGGUGUGUGCAUUGAAAUAAUCUAUACUCCUGUGCGCAAAGAUGGAAUCAGAGGAAGCCCGAAGAGCAUAGUGUCUGAUCUGAUUUCUCCUGCGGAUCCUAAGGGAAUGGAACUUGUAAUUCCUGACUGUUGUGAAGACAGAGAGCUUAUACCAUUGAGAAAAUAUUUUGGUGGACAUGAAGGGGUUGGAGAGUAUAUUUGGUAUCAGACAAAGCAUAAACUUGAAGGAUCUGAACUACUAGAUAUAUCUAAUGCUUCUGAUGUUGUAAUAUGUGGGACGGAGCUAACAUAUAAACCAUUACUUAAAGAUGUUGGAGAUUAUUUGGCUCUGUAUUGGGUGCCUACUCGUGCAGAUGGAAAAUGUGGGGAGCCAUUGAUUGCAAUCUGCAGUACCCCAGUUUCCCCUGCUCCUCCAGUAGUUUCUAAUGUAUGCGUGAAAGAGUUGUCGUCGGGAAUUUAUUCUGGAGAAGGUGAAUAUUUUGGUGGACAUGAAGGAGAAAGUCUCUUUAGCUGGUAUAGAGAAAAUAAUGAAGGAACCAUUGAACUGAUUAUUGGGGGAAAUUCUAAAAUCUAUGAAGUUACUGAUUCAGAUUACAAUUGUCAUUUGUUGUUUGGAUAUACACCUGUUCGUUCAGAUUCAGUUGUGGGAGAACUUGUCUUAUCUGAUCCAACUAACAUUGUUCUCCCAGAGCUUCCAUAUGUGGAGAUGCUUGCUCUGACUGGAAACACAGUUGAAGGUGACAUACUUACAGCUGUUGAAGUGAUUCCAAAUAGUGAGACUCAACAUGUUUGGAGCAAGUACAAGAAAGAUAUAAGAUACCAAUGGUUUUGUUCUUCAGAAGUGGCAGACAAUCUUUCAUAUGAUCCAUUACCUAAUCAGAGUUCUUGCUCCUAUAAGGUGCAGCUAGAGGAUAUUGGUCAUCAUUUGAAAUGCGAGUGUAUUGUUACUGAUGUGUUUGGAAGGUCAGGUGAGGCGGUAUGCAUUGAGACAACACCUAUAUUGCCAGGGAUUCCUAGAAUACACAAGCUGGAGAUUGAGGGAAUGGGAUUUCAUACCAAUCUCUAUGCUGUUCGUGGCAUUUACAGUGGUGGGAAGGAAGGCAAAAGUAGAGUUCAAUGGCUUAGAUCAAUGGUUGGAAGUCCUGACCUUAUCUCUAUACCAGGAGAAACUGGCAGAAUGUAUGAAGCGAAUGUUGAUGAUGUUGGCUAUAGGCUGGUGGCCAUCUAUACUCCUGUAAGAGAGGAUGGAGUAGAAGGGCAAUCAAUUUCGGUAUCAACAGAGCCAAUUGCAGUUGAGCCUGAUGUUCUUAAAGAAGUAAAGCAGAACCUUGAACUUGGAUCAGUGAAGUUUGAGGUAUUGUGUGACAAAGACCAAACCUCAAAAAAGAUUUCAUCAGUGGGAACAUACGAGAGACGUAUCCUUGAAAUUAACAGGAAAAGAGUCAAGGUGGUAAAGCCUGCCACUAAGACUUCUUUUCCAACUACAGAAAUUCGUGGUAGUUAUGCCCCUCCCUUUCAUGUGGAGCUUUUCAGGAAUGAUCAACACCGUCUACGUAUAGUAGUGGACAGCGAGAGAGAAGCAGAUUUGAUGGUGCACUCGCGACACAUUCGGGAUGUUAUUGUUCUUGUGAUUCGAGGACUUGCUCAGCGAUUCAAUAGUACUUCCCUCAAUUCCCUUCUCAAGAUAGAGGCAUAAAUUAUGUUACAUUGUAUAGUCAUCAUAUUGAUAUGGGAAACUGGGUUGUUGAGGCCAGUUUUCUCACAUUUUGCUUGUCCUAAGUGUAAGUAUUGUUAUAUUAAGAGAACAGUUUUUAAUGCCGUGUUCAUUGCUGGCCAUUGCUCGGUAAAUCUGUGUGUGUGGCUUAACGCAAGACCAUUUAAAGGUUUUGCAUUAAGAUUUUCGUGCAUAUUUUAGAUGUCUGAAUGACAUGCAAUUUAAUGAAACACAAGUAGGGUUUACUCUGUUGUAGUUUGCUCGCUAGCGUAUACAGAUUUGUCAGCUGCGUUUGCAUGCAUGACAGUAUUCUA
Molecule: messenger RNA, 5589 nt
Organism: Glycine soja
Lineage: Eukaryota; Viridiplantae; Streptophyta; Magnoliopsida; Fabales; Fabaceae
Product: 187-kDa microtubule-associated protein AIR9-like
Exons: 37
Coding region: 176-5257 (1693 amino acids)
Cellular component (GO): plasma membrane; plasmodesma
Molecular function (GO): protein binding
Source: RefSeq, a predicted model, not a curated record